Molecule: messenger RNA, 843 nt
Organism: Colletotrichum truncatum
Lineage: Eukaryota; Fungi; Ascomycota; Sordariomycetes; Glomerellales; Glomerellaceae
Product: ABC transporter
Molecular function (GO): ATP binding; ATP hydrolysis activity
Source: RefSeq, a predicted model, not a curated record
AUGGCCGCCCAAAAAUCCCCCACCGUUGAGGUGACAAACCUCAGCUACAAGUUCCCGGACUCUACUUCCGGUCUCAAAGACGUCUCCCUCUCCCUCCCCGCAAGAUCGCGCACCCUCCUCAUCGGUGCUAACGGUGCCGGCAAGACCACCAUCCUUCGUCUGCUCGCUGGCAAGCGCCUCGCACCCGAAGGCGGCAUCGCCAUCGGCGGCGUCGACCCCUUCAAGGAGGGACUAGAGGGCGUUACCUACCUGGGACUGGAGUGGGUUCUCAACCCGAUCGUGCGAACCGACAUCGGCGUCGUCGAGCUCCUCCGCAGCGUCGGCGGUGAUGCAUACCCCGAGCGUCGCGAUGAGCUCGUCUCUGUGCUCGACAUCGACACGGCCUGGCGCAUGCACGCUGUUUCGGACGGUGAACGCCGUCGCGUGCAGCUUGCAAUGGGACUCAUCCGCCCCUGGACUAUUCUGCUCUUGGACGAGAUCACUGUUGAUCUUGAUGUGCUUAGCAGAGCUGAGUUCCUAGGGUGGCUGCGCCACGAGACCGAGAUCCGCGAGUGCACCAUUGUUUAUGCUACGCAUAUUUUGGAUAACCUUGCUGGAUGGCCGACGCACCUCGUCCACAUGCACCUCGGCACCGUCAGGGAGUGGAAUACGGCAGACAAGUUCCUCGAGGGCGUUGACGGGCGCAGCGGCAACAGCACGCUUGGCGAGCUGGUUCUGGGAUGGCUGCGGAAGGACCUGAAGGACCGCGGCCCGCGUUCGCAGGGCAGAGUUGGCCCUGAGGGCAAGACGUAUGACGCUGGUGGUUACGGAGGUUACGGCGACGAGUCUGAUAAGCUGAAAUAA